Molecule: messenger RNA, 2121 nt
Organism: Corticium candelabrum
Lineage: Eukaryota; Metazoa; Porifera; Homoscleromorpha; Homosclerophorida; Plakinidae
Exons: 10
Coding region: 415-1941 (508 amino acids)
Source: RefSeq, a predicted model, not a curated record
AUUAAGGAUUUAUUGAAAUGUUACGAUGUUGUUUUGAUAAAUAUUUGUGUGAUUAGAAUACUAAGUUUGUGUUUAUUAUUGUGUGAUGUGACACAAUGAGAGUGACUGUUUAAUUUAACUAGGUGGUGUUUUGUUUCUUUUUUUAAUAGUCUGUGGUGAGUGUGACAAUUGAGAUGUUCAUGUUUGCUGAUCUCACAAUGUUUUUGUCAUUUUGUUGUCUGUCACUUUUCAUCUUUUUUUUUGGAUGGGCGUGAUCAGUCAUCGGUGAGUGUGACAAUUGAGAUGUUCAUGUUCUCUGAUCUCACAAUGUUUUUGUCAUUUUCUUGUCUGUCACUUUUCACCAUUUCUAUUGGAUGGACGUGAUCAGGAAUCGGUGAGUGUGAGACAGUUGAGAUGUUGUUGUUUUGAUCUCACAUGCUUUCAUUUCCCUGCUUCGCGUUUUGUCCAUUUUUAUUGUAUGGACGUCAGUCAGUGGGAACAGCAAUUGAGAGUGGAAUGAAAUUAGGACUUUCUAGUCUUGAUGAGGUGUCACAUCGCACUGAUGAUGAUUGUGGCACUGUAUUGAAUACUGAAGAUGACAGCCACAUCUCUGCUGAUUGUCGCGCGCGAGAAUUCGAGAGCCUUUCGGCGUACACGGAAGACGACGUAUUUCGACUCGCAAGAAGUGACACAGAUGUGGAACCACCUGAGCCAAUUGCAACACUGGAAAUGACUGUUGGUCCUGAAGGUGGAUGCUUUAGCUCAGGCAGUUUGUCUAUUUCGGUUCCCAACGGUGCUGUGAGUGAACCAGUCAACUUGAGAAUGCUUAUGUAUGUUGAUGAAAGACUAAUGCCGCCAUCCACUAACGCCAAUGAUGGAUACAUUUUGAGUCCACUAUUUGUCUUCGAACCGCAUGGAUUAACAUUUUCGAAACUUGUUGAUGUACGUUUCCCUCCUCCAGUUGAUUCCAAAGGAUGGCAUUUGUCACUCAUGAGAGCUAGCUGUGAUACUUCCACUCCAUCUCAAUUAUGGCAGCCAGAAGCCAUAAUGACAUUUAAUUCUGAUUUGGAUCAAGUGAAUAUGGAGGACCCAGACUGUAAAUACGACCUUGACAGCGGUACUUUGAGUGUGAAACACUUUUGUUGGCACUGGUGGUUUGGAAAGCCUGCUGACAUGUUUAUGGCUUCGAAAACUAUCCUUUUCUCUGUGUUUGGUUAUCGGCAAAGAAGUUGGUCAAACAUUUGGAAUCUCACUAUUCAUUACCAUGAUAACUGUAAUGAGUUUAUUGAGCGGAUGAUCAGUAAGGAAAAACGAUUAUCGCCAAAGCGUCAUGUCUUGCGUCUAAGUCGAGAAGUGAAAUUGAAGUUUGAAGGCGAUAUUGAAUUUAGUAUUACAAGUGGUGAUUGGAGAGCUAUCGCACAACUACCGACCAUACCUGCUGCUGACUUUUGGCACAAAUGGAUAUGCUUAGACAAGGAAAUUGAUGUCAGUGUGCAGUUUGAGCAUGGUGAUGACCACCCUACAAACAUCUGCAAUGUUGAUGUUAAACAGGGCGAUCAAAAAGUCAGUUUAGUGAUAUCGCCUUGUCUUGUUCAGGACAGUCAAGAAGACGAAGAUAUUGUGUCAACUGAAACACUAGAACUGUCACUGAAGUCAAAAGUAAACAAGAAAUGCACCCCUGAUGUUAUUGUGAAUGUAGCCAAGAAAGUUGCUCAUUGUUGGCAAAAGCUUGUGUUGGAAUUGUCAGCUGACUCUUUCAUAUACACGAUGAAACUGAUAAAAGACGAAAACAAUGAUAUUUUUAUACAAGCUGUAACAGCAUUGCGUAAAUGGACUGAUGAAUUUGGUGACAGAGCCAACCAAGCAGCAAUGAUCCAUGCAAUGUGUACAAUAGGUUGCAGAUCUCAGGCUGAAGCUGUUUUUGGCGGCAGUUUGGUGGAGCAUGUCUGCCCACCUCAGUGAUUUGGUUUUUAGCUAUAUCAGUACAGUCAGGACUCAUUACAAAAUAGUCUGGUGCUUGCUACGUAUACUCUGUGCACAGGAAUUAGAAAAAAUACAAUGUUUUGUACAUGUGUUUAUAUCUGUGGUGUUAAAUGCAAAUAGAUAUGCGUUGUAACUGGAAACUCUCUGAUUUAAAAUUUU